Glycine soja is the source of this 1593-nucleotide messenger RNA. RefSeq names its product homeobox-leucine zipper protein ATHB-15-like. The transcript has 9 exons. Gene Ontology annotation, molecular function: DNA-binding transcription factor activity. The record is from RefSeq and is a predicted model, not a curated record. Bases 208 to 1422 code for a protein of 404 amino acids. Lineage: Eukaryota; Viridiplantae; Streptophyta; Magnoliopsida; Fabales; Fabaceae.
AAGUUUCUCAGUCCAACGUCACUGGGUGGGGUAGGAGACCAGCAGCACUACGAGCUCUUAGCCAAAGAUUGAGCCGGUUAAUAUAUUCUACUAAAGGGGGGUUUCAAUGAGGCACUCAAUGGGUUUACUGAUGAGGGAUGGACAACGAUUGGCAAUGAUGGUGUAGAUGAUGUUACUAUUCUAGUGAACUCAUCCCCUGACAAGUUAAUGGGUCUGAAUCUUUCCUUUGCCAAUGGAUUUCCGUCUGUCAGUAAUGCAGUGCUAUGUGCCAAAGCAUCGAUGCUAUUACAGAAUGUGCCCCCUGCCAUUCUCCUUAGGUUUCUGCGGGAGCAUAGAUCAGAAUGGGCAGACAAUAAUAUGGAUGCUUACACAGCUGCUGCUAUUAAAGUUGGCCCUUGCAGCUUAUCAGGAUCUCGUGUUGGAAACUAUGGAGGUCAAGUUAUACUCCCCCUUGCACACACAAUUGAACAUGAGGAGUUUUUGGAGGUCAUUAAAUUGGAAGGAAUUGCUCAUUCUCCUGAAGACACAAUAAUGCCCAGAGAAAUGUUUCUUUUGCAACUUUGCAGUGGAAUGGAUGAGAAUGCUGUUGGCACUUGUGCUGAACUUAUAUCUGCUCCAAUUGAUGCUUCCUUUGCUGAUGAUGCCCCCCUUUUACCUUCUGGAUUUCGCAUCAUUCCUCUUGAAUCUGGAAAGGAAGCUUCCAGCCCCAAUCGCACCCUUGACCUUGCAUCUGCUCUAGACAUUGGUUCCAGUGGAAACCGAGCUUCAAAUGAAUGUGCUGGAAAUUCCAGCUAUAUGAGAUCUGUGAUGACAAUAGCUUUUGAAUUUGCAUUUGAAAGCCAUAUGCAAGAGCAUGUAGCAUCUAUGGCACGUCAAUAUGUUCGGAGCAUUAUAUCAUCGGUCCAAAGGGUAGCAUUAGCACUUUCUCCUUCUCAUUUGAGUUCACAUGCAGGGCUUAGGUCACCAUUGGGUACUCCUGAAGCGCAAACCCUUGCUCAUUGGAUUUGCAACAGUUAUAGGUGCUACUUGGGUGUGGAGCUACUUAAAUCUAAUAACGAGGGGAAUGAAUCUUUGCUCAAGUCCUUGUGGCAUCACUCAGAUGCAAUAUUGUGCUGCACUCUAAAGGCAUUGCCAGUGUUCACUUUCUCGAACCAGGCUGGGCUUGACAUGCUGGAGACCACCCUUGUUGCAUUACAAGAUACACCUUUAGAGAAAAUAUUUGAUGAUCAUGGACGAAAAAUACUUUUUUCAGAGUUUCCCCAGAUUAUUCAACAGGGUUUUGUAUGUCUUCAAGGUGGUAUUUGUCUUUCAAGCAUGGGGCGACCUGUCUCGUACGAAAGAGUUGUUGCUUGGAAGGUGCUGAAUGAAGAAGAGAAUGCUCAUUGUAUGUGCUUUAUGUUUAUGAACUGGUCUUUUGUUUGACAUUUUGUUCUGAGUACAGUAGUGCUUAUUGUAAUCUAAAGUGUUAGAUAAAGAUUUACUCGACACUUGAGCUUUGUUGGUUGGACUUCACUGUAUUUGCGCUAAAUAAUUGGAUUGCACAUUUUAUGACUAUUUAUGUGUUAUUAGCUUAGUAUGUAACUUGUUUCCUUA